UGACAAAAAAAAAAGCCGGACUCCUAUCAAUGGGAUGUGAUAAAAAAUACCUUUGUUAAGUCAGAUAGUUGGAGAGGGUAAAGUACCGCUUAUCAUCUUUGGCCUCAAAACACCUGACUUGAUCAUAUAAAUUCUUUUUAAAGAGUCCAGCUUUUUUUGUCACCCGCCUGGUGGAUAAGACUAUCCGUCAGGCGGACCCAAACUCUUCUCGGCUCAGCCAUCACGCACGCAAUGUUUGCCCAAUGGCGUCGGUCCUGUGGCUGCGCCGUCGCUGCAAGCUGCCGAUUUUGCUGCAUGUUGCAUCAAUUUUGUAUGUCGAGUCGGUCAGGCCGAGCGCCGCUUGCGAUUACCUAAGGCUGCGAACGCACGUAGCUGAUUCAUACGAAUGGACAAACGUAUCCAUACAGAGCACACACUUCGAGUAUCCAAGGAGUGCUGAGCCUGGAGCUUGUAACCUAGAGAUUCGUCCGUCACCUCUUAUCUUAUCAGUUUGGAGUUGGAGGGCAAGAUGAGGGGUCGCGGGGUCGAGCUCAGUGUUGUCGCACUCUGGGAAAUAGAGGGGCAUUGUGUUUUCGUUCUGGGGGAUUGUAGAUGAGGGAAAAAAUUGAAAACGGCAAGGGACGAGGGCAUUGUGACACCAGGAACAUCGACUUGAACAGUGAUUGAUUGUCUUUUCUGUAAAGAGAUCAGCCGACCGCAUUCGACCAAGCCUUCAUUGACGAGGUCUUUCAACUGUUACCACUAUCCAACCCUCUUCGUCCUGCAAAAACUGAUAGCAAACGCUUCACUUUGUAUACGAGCUCCGCAUUACCGCCGACUUGCCAUCCAUGGGCGCCCAGCAAUCCUCUGGACGGGGCCAGGGCGAGGACCCCUCCCAACCCGUCAAAACAUGCUACUACGAGCUUCUCGGCGUCCAGCGCGAUGCCACCGACGAUGAAAUCAAGAAAUCCUACAGAAGACGCGCACUGGAGCUUCACCCCGAUCGGAACCUCAACGAUGUCCAGAAUGCAACCCGUCGCUUUGCCGAGAUCCAGGCCGCAUACGAAGUCUUGUCAGACCCGCAGGAAAGGUCGUGGUAUGACUCCCAUCGCGAAGCCAUUCUGCGUGGUGCCGACCCCGACUCGGACGACCGCAAUCCUGAGUACAACGACGUCAAGCUCACGUCCACCGACGACAUUUUCUCCCUCAUCCGCCGCUUCAAUUCCACUGUGCCCUUCACAGAUGAGCCCGCUGGCUUCUUUGGUAUAGUCAAGGCGACCUUCGAUCACUUGGCCGACGAAGAAGUUGCAGCCGGCGAGUACACGCCUGGAGAUGCUCCAGACUAUCCUUCAUUUGGGGUUUCCACCGAUAGCUAUGAGGCUGUCGCUAAGCCCUUCUACGGCGCCUGGGCGAGCUUUUCUACCCACAAACCUUUUGCGUGGAAGGACAAAUAUCGACUUUCGGAUGCUCCAGAUCGUCGUGUCCGGCGCCUGAUGGAAAAAGAAAACAAAAAGAUUCGCGAUGAGGCCAUCCGGGACUUCAAUGAUGCCGUCAGGUUCCUUGUCACAUUUGUACGUAAGCGUGACCCCCGCUACCUCCCAAACACACAAACAGCCGCGGAGCGUCAGGAGUCUUUGCGCAAUGCCGCCGCUGCUCAAGCUGCCCGAUCCCGUGCCGCAAACAAGGAGAGGCUUUCCGCAGCAUUCGUUCCCGACUGGGCUCAGACACGGGACGAAGCGGACGCUAGUGCCCAUUUCCCCGAAAGCGAGGAGGAAGAUUCAGAAGUGGAAGAAAUCGAGUGUGUCGUGUGUAGCAAAACGUUCAAAAGUGAGAAGUCGUUUGAGGCGCAUGAAAGAAGUAAGAAACAUGUCAAGGCUGUGCAGCAGUUGAGGCGCCAGAUGAGGGAGGAGGAUUUAGACUUGAGCCUCCAUGAGACGCCUGCUGCAACUGACAGGGGCAUUUCAGUGGAGGACGCACAGGAAGGCGCUGGCGAGCAACCAAAUAUCAAGCCUGUAAAGGGCAACGAUGAAGACCCGGUUGAGUCAGAACUGUGCACCGAAGAAGUCGAAUUCUCUGACACCACAUCCGAACCUCUGGGAGGCGACGAGUAUGCCUCGCGAGCUGACGUCGAGAAGAGACUAUUUGCCGACCAAAACCCCCUAACUGGGACAGAACGAUACAACGCAUCAAAAUCCAACCCCGCAGAGGUAUCAGCCAGCCUAGAAAGCCUGUCGCUAGGCGACGAUGACGGCGAACAGCGGGAUGAUAGCCGGAUACCACCCAAAAAGGUUGGCAAAGCCAAGGCGAAACGUGAAAAACGAGCGGCCCGUCAGAUGGCCGAAGCGACCCAGGCUGGCACACAUACAUGUGGUGUUUGCGAGGAUUCCUUCACCUCCAAGACAAAACUCUUUGCGCACAUCCGGGAUCUCGAUCACGCCGCACCUGUUGCAAAACCCACAGCAGACGACAAGAGAAAGAAGCGCUAGGUUAGCUGCCAUCUACUUGUAAACAUCUGCCGUCAACACCCAUGAUGACUGUCCAAGAACGGGAGGGACAGGUUAAGAUUCAGAAUCAGAAAUACUAAAUGCACCCAAUCCGU
Molecule: messenger RNA, 2578 nt
Organism: Colletotrichum destructivum
Lineage: Eukaryota; Fungi; Ascomycota; Sordariomycetes; Glomerellales; Glomerellaceae
Product: Putative DnaJ domain, Zinc finger C2H2-type, Zinc finger C2H2 superfamily
Exons: 4
Coding region: 828-2465 (545 amino acids)
Cellular component (GO): cytoplasm
Molecular function (GO): zinc ion binding; nucleic acid binding
Source: RefSeq, a predicted model, not a curated record